This is a messenger RNA of Monopterus albus (swamp eel), 1513 nucleotides long. RefSeq names its product arginine vasopressin receptor 1Aa (gene avpr1aa). Gene Ontology annotation, biological process: regulation of systemic arterial blood pressure by vasopressin; positive regulation of vasoconstriction; cellular response to hormone stimulus. The transcript has 3 exons. The record is from RefSeq and is a predicted model, not a curated record. Bases 158 to 1312 code for a protein of 384 amino acids. Gene Ontology annotation, cellular component: plasma membrane. NCBI's taxonomy places the organism in Eukaryota, Metazoa, Chordata, Actinopteri, Synbranchiformes, Synbranchidae. Gene Ontology annotation, molecular function: peptide binding; vasopressin receptor activity.
UGGAGCUAUAUACGGAUUGGAGAGGAACUUCACAGUCCCUCUGGCACUGUAUCUGCUAGGGCGCACACACGGACAGUGCCAUCACACUCCUGAUUACGCGCUGCUCCUGAGCGGAGGGAUCCAGUCUCUGGUUUUCAGUCUCACUAAUGACCUAACCAUGGGAAUGCCUGGAAACAUAACCGUUCACCCGAACGGAUCUGAUCCGUUUGCGAGAAACGAAGAGGUGGCCCAGAUCGAGAUCAUGGUCCUGAGCAUCACCUUCGUGGUUGCUGUGAUUGGAAAUGUGAGCGUCCUUCUGGGAAUAUACAACACCAAGAAGAAGAUGUCGCGGAUGCAUCUUUUCAUCAAACACCUCAGCCUGGCUGACCUGGUGGUCGCCUUCUUCCAGGUGCUACCGCAGCUCUGCUGGGAGAUCACCUUCCGCUUCUACGGCCCAGACUUUCUUUGCAGGAUAGUGAAGCACCUCCAGGUGAUGGGGAUGUUUGCAUCCACGUACAUGAUGGUGAUGAUGACCGUGGACCGUUACAUCGCCAUCUGCCACCCCCUGAAAACCCUACAGCAGCCCACCCAGCGCUCCUACAUUAUGAUCAUCUCCACGUGGAUGUGCAGCCUUGUGCUCAGCACGCCGCAAUAUUUUAUCUUCUCCCUGAGUGAGAUCAAGAAUGGCUCUGACGUGUACGACUGCUGGGCGCACUUUAUCGAACCCUGGGGCGCCAAGGCAUACAUCACCUGGAUAACUGUGGGCAUCUUCCUCGUGCCCGUGGUCAUUCUCGUGGUGUGCUACGGGUUCAUCUGCCACAGCAUAUGGAAAAACAUCAGAUUCAAGAAAAGAAGGGCUGGUGCUACAAACAAAAACGGGCUAAUUGGGAAGGAUUCGGUCAGCAGCGUCACAACUAUAUCAAGAGCCAAACUGAGGACCGUUAAAAUGACGUUUGUCAUAGUUUUGGCGUACAUUGUUUGCUGGGCGCCGUUUUUCAUAGUGCAGAUGUGGUCUGUCUGGGAUGAAAAUUUCCAGUGGGAUGAAUCUGAGAACACAACAGUGACUCUGUCUGCACUCCUUGCCAGUCUCAAUAGCUGCUGUAACCCAUGGAUAUAUAUGAUCUUCAGUGGUCACCUCUUCCAGGAUUUUGUGCACUGGUUCUCCUGCUGCCACAAAAUAAACACUGACUUUAAGAAUGAGGAUUCAGAUGGCAGCCUUCGGAGAACAACGCUGUUGACUAAGAUGACCUGUCGGAGCCCCACGGGCAGUACUGGCCACUGGCGGGAGCUGGACAAUUCUCCUAAGUCUUCCAUGCAGCCAGACAGAUGCUGAUGGAUUCUCUUUGAAAACACCAUUUACACACACAGAUGCACACAGAGAUGGCUGCACAGGGGCUGGUGGGGAUUUUGACAAAGUGCGAUUGGCCACAGCUGGAGGAGUCUACCUACAGACCUGUUGUUUGGCUAACACUAAAUGUUGAAGAAAAGCUCACACUUUCCACACACUCUACGGCAAAACACUUCCUGAUUUAUU